Messenger RNA from Xenopus tropicalis (tropical clawed frog), 867 nucleotides. RefSeq names its product basic transcription factor 3-like 4 (gene btf3l4). The coding region runs from base 79 to 555 and encodes 158 amino acids. The record is from RefSeq and is a predicted model, not a curated record. The transcript has 6 exons. Lineage: Eukaryota; Metazoa; Chordata; Amphibia; Anura; Pipidae.
CGGGAACCUACCGACACCAUGAAAUGCUCACUACAAGCGUCUAAGAUGUCUUGACCUCCGAGGAACUAUAGCAUCAAUAUGAAUCAGGAAAAGUUAGCAAAACUUCAAGCGCAAGUCCGAAUAGGUGGAAAGGGCACAGCCCGCAGAAAGAAGAAGGUAGUGCACAGAACAGCAACUGCAGAUGACAAGAAACUUCAGAGUUCCCUCAAGAAAUUGGCAGUAAAUAAUAUUGCUGGCAUUGAAGAGGUGAAUAUGAUUAAAGAUGAUGGCACAGUUAUCCAUUUCAACAACCCCAAGGUCCAGGCGUCACUCUCUGCCAACACAUUUGCAAUUACCGGCCAUGCAGAAGUAAAACAGAUAACAGAAAUGCUCCCAGGGAUCCUCAGCCAGCUUGGAGCUGACAGCCUCACAAGUCUACGCAAGUUAGCUGAACAGUUUCCCAGACAGGUUUUGGAUAGCAAAGCAUCCAAGCCUGAGGACAUAGAAGAGGAGGAUGAUGAUGUUCCUGAACUUGUAGGGAACUUUGAUGAAGCAUCAAAGAAUGAAGCAAACUGAGAGAUGCUGUUCUUUGGAAGAUAACAUGGACUUGAUUUUAACAAUAUGAAAAUCGACUGUGUGGUUCCAAAGUUUUACAAGCAAACAUCAUGUUAAUAGUUCCAUAAUAUAAAUAUUUUGUAUUUUAACAAUGCUGUUACAGCAUUUUUCUCUCUGUGUAUUUUGCGUUUUGCACUUCCCCAGGACUGACCUUUUGGACAAAGUGAAAAAUGGCAUUUGUGUCUGCUCUUAAGUGCUGCUCAGAGAGCAGGCAGCCUCUGAUAACACUUUAUUUCUUGCCCCAUAUGUAGAAAUAAAAAAAACAAAACUUCA